Molecule: messenger RNA, 3891 nt
Organism: Amborella trichopoda
Lineage: Eukaryota; Viridiplantae; Streptophyta; Magnoliopsida; Amborellales; Amborellaceae
Source: RefSeq, a predicted model, not a curated record
CUCUUUCACAGACCUCCCUCUCUCUCUCUUCGCGAACCUCUCUCCUAUUCUCUCUCUCUUCAAGAACCUCCCUCUGUCUCUCUUCGUGUACCUCCCUGUCUCAAUGUUCAGCAGUAGCGAUGGAUGUGAUGCAACGGUAGCGAUGGAUGCGAAGGCAGCGAUGCAACAGCCAUUGAAUCCCCUGGGCUUGGGCAUCGCCUCUCUCUCUGUAUCAGCCAUUGAAGCCCUCUCAGCCCCAAACAUAGGGAUGAAUACCUCUCUCUGUAACUGCAGCAGCGUAUCCCUCUCUCUCUGUCUAUAUGCAGCCAUUGAAGCCUCUGAGCUUGGACAUCUCUCUCUUUUUAGUAACUAUUGCCCUUUCAUCCCACACCAUUAACAACUAUUGAAGUCCUCUCGCUCACUCAAAAAAACCUUGGCUGGCCUCUCAACCGUAGCCCACCCCAUCUCUAAGGGUACUCUCUCUCUCUGUCUCUCUCUUUGUAUUUGACUCAGUCAAAUACAAUCUAUUGUCUACAAUUUCCAUCGAUUUGGGGUUUAUUGGGGUUUUUAGACAAAACCAUGAGGACCACAGGCAUCUCUGUAUUGGAUGAGAUACAAAUGCGUCAGAUGCUUUCGCAUCUCUGUUUUGGAAGAGAUAGUUUCUCGUUUGGAUCUGUGUUUCCUGUGAACAAUAGAGAGGGAGAGUGGUUGCAGUUGUUUUUUGGGGUUGAUGUGGGUUUCUGGACUGUUCUUCCUAAGAUUGAAUGCGAAAUCGAAAAAUUGGAUCAUAUAGAUUAGAGAGAGAAAUAGUGAAUUCAUCGAAGCUUCAUGUUAUAUAUUUUGGAAUGUGGGUUUUUUGUUUGUUUGCUUGAAACAUUUUAUCUGAUAUGAUAUAAGAUUAAUUCAUUAGAUUUGGGAGAGAGUUUUUUGUUGUAUUAUGAUAAUUUGGUGAAAUGUUGAUAAUUCCUCAUUUACAUGUUUAAGAAAAAAUUAGGUCCAUUACACACGAGCAGCAGAUAUUAUUACAGCACACCAUGCCACUUAUUUAGUGUUAAAACAAAUAAAAAAGAAUGCCAAAUUGGUUUUCUACACAAUUUUGCAAGAACCCAGGUACUCUCGCAUAAUUUUUUUUUUUCAUUGGAUAAAUUAUUUUACUCAUUGAUUGCUGAGUAAGUUAUCUAUCAUUUGAUAUAUGACAAGAUAAAUCUCAAGGCAAAAAAAAAUACUUUGGUUCAAAUAGGUACACAGACAUAAAACUGAAACAGUUGAGGGUUGGACCCAAAUGUCAGAUCCUGGACUGUGAUCUUGCAAAAUUUAGCCAAAGAUAAGGCUUGGAGAAAUGACCCAAAAAAAGUGACUUUUGUUCAAAUGGGUCUGCUGCCUGUGAAACUAAAACAGUUCUCUGCUGAGGGUUGAACCUCCCCCCCCCCCAAAAUAUGGGAUCCUGGACUAUGAUCUUGCAAAAUUUAACCAAAUUUGUAGUGUUUCUGGUUUGGAUACAAUGUUCGGGAAGCAUUGCCCAUAAUGUUUCUUAUAAUAAAUAAAACAACUUGAAAGAAGCAUUUUAUUGCUAGUGUAGGUACAACACAACACACUCCAAUCCUAGAAGUGACCCAUCUUAGUAUUGUUCUUGUACAUGCAAGCUUAAUUUUGGGGUAAGCUAAAUAUUUUUGGUAGAAUUUAAAACCUUCUUACAAAGCGAGUAUGAUGGCGCAUGUGCUUCCCCAUGAGAUCCAAAACUCUUCUUGCACAUGCAUGCUUAACUUUACAAUUUCAGAGAAAGAGAGGCCUUUUGGUUGAUGAAUACUGAAAAUUACUCAUACUAAUGUUUAACCACUUUUCAUGUUGCUGAUUGAUUACAUUCUAGGCAAGAUGAGCUAUGUUGUGGGUUUCGAAAACCACAACCCAAAACGUGUGCACCAUAGAGUAGCUUCAAUCCCUAAGAACAAGAUCAAGUACUCCCGCAAGAGUGGGUGGAAAUGGGGAGGGACAUGCCCAAGCCUAACCCAAACACACUUGUGGGGGCAAUGGUGGCAAGACCUGACAAGCACGAUGGUUUCAAAGAUGUAAGAGGAAACUACAAUUACACCGAGCCCACUCUCGCUGGCAAUGCUGCUUUGGUUGCUCUCUCUGGUAUUCUUUAAGGAUGUUGCUAGUUGUGAUGAAGCAAAGCAGGAGAUUAUGGAGUUUGUGCAUUUUUUGAAGAAUCCAAAGAAAUAUGAGGAAAUAGGUGCUAAAAUUCUAAAAGGUGCCCUUCUUGUUGGACCUCCUGGUGCUGGUAAGACUCUUCUUGCAAAAGCUACUGCUGGUGAAUUUGGUGUGCCAUUUCUAUCAAUUUCUGGUUCAGAAUUUGUGGAAAUGUUUGUUGGUGUUGGAGCUUCAAGAGUGAGGAAAUUAUUUCAAGAAGCUAGGAAAUGUGAACCUAGCAUUAUUAUUGAUGAAAUUGAUUCUAUUGGUGGAGCAAGAGGACAUGGGAAAUUCACUGGUGGAAAUAGUGAACAUGAAACCACUCUCAAUCAGUUACUUGUGGAAAUGGAUGGGUUUGGUACAACUUCAGGAGUAGUUGUACUUGCAGCCACUAACAGGCCAGAUAUUCUAAACAAGGCUCUUUUGAGGCCAGGUCGAUUUGAUCGACAUAUCGAAAUUGACAAACGUGAUAUCAAAGGUCGUGACCAGAUCUUUCAAAUCUAUCUGAAGAAAAUAAAGCUUGAUAACAGUCCAACAUACCUUUCUCAGAGAUUGGCAGCUCUUACUCUUGGAUUUGCUGGAGCUGGCAUAGCAAAAGUUUGUAAUGAAGCUGCAGUGAUAGCUAUCAAAAAUGAUAGGACGCAUGUCACCAUGGAACAUUUUGAAGCUGCUAUAGAUAGGAUCAUUGGUGGUCUAGAAAAGAAAAAUAGGGUAAUGAGAAAGUUGGAACGCCGGACUGUUGCAUAUCAUGAAGCUGGCCAUGCAGUUGCAGGAUGGUUCUUGGAGUAUGCAGAGCCUUUGUUUAAAGUCACAAUUGUGCGGCGAGGCACUGCGGCCCUGGGCUUUGCACAGUAUAUACCCAAUGAAAACCUCCUUAUGACCAAGGAGCAGCUCUUCGACAUAACAUGCAUGACCCUUGGUGGCCGUGCUUCUGAACAGAUUUUGUUGGGGAAGAUCUCGACUGGGGCUCAGGAUGACUUGGAGAAGGAGACAAAGAUGACAUAUGCCCAAGUCGCAGUUUAUGGUUUCAGUGAGAAGGUGGGGCUCCUCUCCUUCCCCCAAAAGGACGAGGGGUAUGAGAGGACCAAGCCUUAUAGCAAUAGGACUGAGGAGAUCAUAGACAAGGAAGUGAGAGAUUGGAUAACCAAAGCAUACGACCGAACAUUGGAACUCAUUGAGGAAAAACGAGGGCAAGUAGUGAAGAUCGCAGAGCUAUUACUCCAAAAAGAGGUUUUGCACAAACAUGACUUAUUGAAAAUGCUUGGUGAACGCCCCUUCAUGUCAAGCGAACCAACCAACUAUGACCCCUUUACAAAGGGAUUUCAGGACGAGCAGCAACCAGGAUGAUACGACAUCUCUUGACGGUGUCGUGGUCCCUAUAUACAAACUCUAAAUGAUGAUAUAUAUGUGUUAGUCUCUCCCCAAAUAUAGCUGAAAUUGUACAGAUUUUUUUCAUUUCAUAGAAUUGUGGUUCCGAUUUCAUAUUGUAGUGACUUCAUUCCAUAGAAUUGUGGUUCUGAUUCCGAUUUCAUAUUGUAGUGACAGGUAACGGUAUCUUUGUGUGGAUCCGGGAGUCUCAAGAGGCUUGAAUUAAUCAUUUUUUUGUUUCUUUUUCCUUUUAAGAGACAAUUGCAGUCUUCCAAUGUUUUCCUUGAUGUAUGUUGGAUGAAUGUGGCUAUCAAAGGUUUUAUUAGUGCUUGUAAUGAAACAUUUGAUAUAAUUGAA